Molecule: messenger RNA, 552 nt
Organism: Paramecium tetraurelia
Lineage: Eukaryota; Ciliophora; Oligohymenophorea; Peniculida; Parameciidae
Exons: 3
Biological process (GO): translation
Cellular component (GO): ribosome; cytosolic small ribosomal subunit
Molecular function (GO): structural constituent of ribosome
Source: RefSeq, a predicted model, not a curated record
CUUUUAUUUUUAAAAUAUACAUUAUGGCAGACGUCCAAACAUAAAGAGCCUUUUAAAAGCAAGAAGGAAUCUUUUAAAAUUCUAAAAAACUUUUGGCUAAGAAAACAUCUAAAGGAGUGAGAUAUUGGAAAGAAGUUGGACUUGGAUUCAAAGUACCAAAGGAUGCUAUUGAAGGACAUUAUAUUGAUAAGAAAUGCCCAUUUACUGGAAAUGUUAGUGUUAGAGGAGCAAUCUUAAAAGGCAUAGUCAUCUCAACCAAAAUGACCAGAACAAUUAUUAUUAGAAGAGAUUAUUUGCACUAUGUUGCCAAAUAUAAUAGAUAUGAAAAGAGACAUAGAAAUGUCCCAGUCCACAUUUCACCAGCAUUUGGCCCAGUCAAGGAAGGUGAUAUUGUUGUAUGUGGAUAAUGCAGACCAUUAUCUAAAACUGUGAGAUUCAAUGUUUUGAAAGUUAUCCCAAAUGAAAUCAUUGGUAAUGUCAGAAAACAAUUUGUUUUAUUUUGAUUCAAUAACAUCAUAUUCAAGUACAUUAUAUAAAGUUCAUAUUAUUUUA